AUGUACGAUCGUAUCACAUUUUUAAAUCACAUUGCUGAUGAAAAAAUUUUGGCGGGAUCUAAGAUCAAGAUUAAAUACAAGGCCGAUCUGUUUGGCGUUCAACGAAGCAUCAUCUCAAGAUUCAUAAUAAAUCGUCCAUCCACUAGUUCCAUUGGCAAAUGGAAUCAUGUAUCCAAUUUUUGUACCACUGCCGCCCGUUCGACCUCGAAUGUCGCCCCAGCUCCGCCAGGGGUUCCUCAUUAUAUCACUCAUGCUGACUUGUCCUCUCAUCAAAUCUAUAAUCUACUUACAUCGGCAAUCCAACACAAGUAUAAUGUAAAAUACCUUGAUGUCAACUCGGGACAGCCCUUAGCUGGGAAAACACUUGCGAUUAUGUUUUCUAAACGGUCGACAAGAACAAGGGUUGCCACGGAAACAGCCAUAACAUAUCUUGGCGGACAACCAAUGUUCUUAGGCUCUCAAGAUAUUCAACUGGGUGUUAAUGAAUCGCUUUUGGAUACUAGCAAAGUUGUGUCCAGUAUGGUGGCUGGUAUAAUGGCACGUGUUGGUGCUCAUUCUGAUAUUGAGACAUUGGCGAAAUAUUCCACCGUGCCCGUGAUCAAUGCUCUUUCAGAUAAAUAUCAUCCAACGCAAAUUCUGGCAGACCUAAUGACAAUGCACGAAAUUUUUGGUCCUCAACCAAAAGAUGAUUCUUCUUACGUUGCUCAUCUAACACAUCCCAGAGGAACACUACCAGGAUUGAAGGUUGCGUGGGUUGGUGAUGGCAACAACAUCUUACACAGUAUGUUGGUGACCUUUCCAAAGUUAGGCAUUCAUUUGUCAGUAGCUACACCCAAAGGCUACAGUCCAGCUGAGGAUGUGGUAAAUAUUGCAAAAGACGAGGCAGCGAAAACUAACACAGAAGUCAGCUUUACUCAUGAUCCUAAAGUGGCUGUUAAGAAUGCGGAUGUCAUCGUCACUGAUACUUGGAUUAGCAUGGGACAAGAGUCAGAAAAAGCGAAACGGCUACAUGAUUUUGCUGGAUAUCAGGUCACAUCAUCACUAGCCAAGGAGGGUGGAGCCAAACCUGACUGGAAAUUUUUACAUUGUCUUCCCAGGAAACAAGAAGAGGUUUCGGAUGAGGUAUUUUAUUCGCCACGAUCCUUUGUAUUUCAAGAGGCCGAAAAUCGCAAGUGGACAAUCCUUGCUGUACUAGACGCAUUACUCAUCAAAAAAGGAUUUGAUUAA
Acaulospora morrowiae is the source of this 1227-nucleotide messenger RNA. NCBI's taxonomy places the organism in Eukaryota, Fungi, Glomeromycota, Glomeromycetes, Diversisporales, Acaulosporaceae. The record is from the annotation of a GenBank genome assembly.